AGCGGCCGUGCGCACCAUGAGCCGCAUCUACCACGACUGCGCCCUCCGGAACAAGGCGGUGCGGAGCGCGCGGCUGCCGGGGGCCUGGGACCCCGCCGCCCACCAGGGCCGCGACUAUGAACUCCAGCCACUUGCCUCGGCGCCCUGCCCGCAGGCCUUGGCACAGGCCGCCCCGCUUCCCGCCCCGGAAGGGAGGACGUCGUGCAGUGACCCCAACAGCGCGGGGCAGUUGGCUUGCCGUGGCCGUGGGAGGGCAGUGCCUGCCUGGAGGCGCGUGUGGGCUCGGGAUGGGGGGGGGGUGGCUGUCGCAGGGACGUUAUGAGAACAAAUGGACCGUUCCAUUUGGUUAGAAACGCAAGAAUUUGGAGGGGAAACGGCGUCCUGCUGGAGGGAGAACUGGUAGAUGUGUCUCGCCACAGCAUCUUGGAUGCCCAUGACAGGAAGGAGCGCUACUAUGUGCUAUACAUCAGGCCCAGUCGCAUCCAUCGCCGGAAGUUCGACCCCAAGGGAAAUGAAAUCGAGCCCAACUUCAGCGCCACCAGGAAGGUGAACACGGGCUUCCUCAUGUCAUCCUACAAGGUGGAAGCAAUGGGGGACACGGACAGACUCACGCCCGAGGCGCUGAAGGCACUGGUACAAAAGCCAGAGCUGCUUGCGCUGACGGAGAGCCUUACCCCCGCCCAGACAGUGGCGUUCUGGAUGUCCGAGUCAGAGAUGGAGGCGAUGGAGCUGGAGCUGGGGGUCGGGGUACGGCUGAAAACCCGAGGCGAUGGCCCCUUCCUGGAGUCAUUAGCCAAACUUGAGGCUGGAACAGUGACCAAGUGUAAUUUUGCUGGUGAUGGAAAGACAGGGGCAUCCUGGACAGACAACAUCAUGGCCCAGAAGUCUACGAUGGGAGCCACCGCGGAGACCCGAGAGCAGGGGGACGGGGCAGAGGACGAGGAGUGGGACGACUGAGGUGAGUGGGAGUGAAGCGCCCCCUGGGCCCACCAGCACUGCUGAGAAUCUCUUGCAUCAACAUCAACUCUGGAGUUCGAGGGAGCGGUCCGCCAAGCCUUCCCUGGUUUUUCCUACAGCUGCCACGGAAUGCUCUUGGAAUAAGCACUGCUAAAAU
Zalophus californianus (California sea lion) is the source of this 1114-nucleotide messenger RNA. It is a transcript of the gene ARPIN, whose product is annotated as actin related protein 2/3 complex inhibitor. The coding region runs from base 319 to 957 and encodes 212 amino acids. Gene Ontology annotation, biological process: negative regulation of actin nucleation. NCBI's taxonomy places the organism in Eukaryota, Metazoa, Chordata, Mammalia, Carnivora, Otariidae. The record is from RefSeq and is a predicted model, not a curated record. The transcript is spliced from 7 exons.